CCGUAGCCGGCCUCGCGCGUCCCCGGCGUGGCGAAGGGCUGCUGCCUGCCGGCGGGACUUCCGUGUUGGCGGGAUUCUGAACGCUGCCAUGGCUCAGACGGUGCAGAACGUUACAUUGUCCCUCACCCUGCCCAUCACGUGCCACAUCUGCCUGGGGAAGGUCCGUCAACCUGUUGUGUGUACCAACAACCAUGUGUUUUGUUCUAUCUGUAUUGACUUGUGGUUGAAGAAUAACAGCCAGUGUCCAGCUUGCAGAGUUCCUAUCACUGCAGAAAAUCCCUGCAAAGAGAUUAUCGGGGGAACAGGCGAAAGUGAGCCUAUGCUGAGCCCUGCAGUCAGGAAGCACCUUCGGAGGACGAGGCUCGAGCUGCUGCACAAAGAGUAUGAGGAUGAAAUAGAUUGUUUGCAGAAAGAAGUAGAAGAACUUAAAAGUAAAAAUCUCAGCUUGGAGUCACAGAUCAAGACUAUUCUGGACCCUUUAACCUUGAUGCAGGGCAGCCAGAAUGAGGACAAACACCCAGUGGCAGAUAACCCGAGUAAAGUUGACCCAGAAACAGUAGCAGAGUGGAAGAAAAAACUCAGAACAGCUAACGAGAUCUAUGAAAAAGUAAAAGACGAUGUAGAUAAGUUAAAAGAGGCAAAUAAAAAAUUGAAGUUGGAAAAUGGUGGCCUGCUGAGGGAGAACUUAAGACUGAAGGCUGAAGUAGACAACAGAUCUCCCCAAAAGUUUGGAAGGUUUACAGUUGCUGCUCUUCAGUCCAAAGUAGAACAGUAUGAACGUGAAACCAAUCGUCUCAAGAAAGCUCUCGAGCGAAGUGAUAAAUACAUAGAGGAGUUAGAAUCUCAGGUAGCACAACUGAAACACUCAGAUGAGGCGAAGGAAGACAUGGAUGCCCUUUGCCAGAGAGCACCCUCUGUGGAUGGCAAGGGACCCAAAGGCAGUGAGGAGGUUGUGACAUCAAAGAAUCAGAGUGACAGUGCCAGGAAGCAGGCUGGCUCAGCCACCGCUACUACAGCCUCUCACGUGACAACACCUCGUGGCAGACUCACCGAUGGCACCAGCAAGGCGGAACCAAACUGCCCCAAGAACAAAGACAGGUACCCCAAGCCCACAGAGAUGCUGCUGGGGAUGCGAGAGACACCCAUGGACGCUUACUUAGAAGGAGAGUGGGGCAGUAAGCCAAGUGACUGUGCGCCCUUCAAAGAGGAAGAGCUCUAUGACCUUCCGGCUCCUUGCACUCCUCUGUCCCUUAGCUGCCUUCAGCUCAAUACUCCAGAAACCAGGGAGAGCUCCGUAACCAAAGCAGGCAGUUCCAAACAGCAUGCGAACCAUCUGAGAAAACUGGUGUUUGACGAGUUUUGUGACUCUCCAAAUGCCGGUAAUAACAACGCCGAGGGUGAUAUGAACGGAAAUGAGAAUGAAAAGAAAUCAGACCGCUUUGCUUCCCCAAAGACAGGGUUUUGGGAUUGUUGUUCCACAAGCUAUGCCCAAAGCUUGGAGUUUGACAGUUCACAGGGAAACACGAUAGCAAAUUCUGUUGGGGAAAUACCUUCAAAAUUGAGUGAGAGGUCAGGAUCAUGCUUGUCCAAGAGACUAAAUUGUAUUCGCUCUCUUGAAAUGAACCGGACAAGAACAUCCAGCGAAGCAUCCAUGGAUGCUGCUUAUCUGGACAAAAUCUCUGAGCUGGAUUCCAUGAUGUCGGAAUCGGACAAUAGCAAGAGCCCUUGUAGUAACGGUUAUAAAUCAGUGGAGUUGGAGGGGUCCUCAAAGUCCCCUCGAGGCAGUGAGUUUCUUGAGGAGUCUGACAAGUUGGAAGAAGGAACUAAACUGAAUCUUUCCAAAAGUGCUCUCACUACUGAUCAGUUAGAAAAUGGAGGUGAGUGGAAACCCACUUCUUUUUUUCUCCUCUCUCCAUCUGACCAGGAGAUGAGUGAAGAUUUUUCUCUGCAUCCCACUUGUAAUUCAGGAGCUAGUGAAAUCAAACCCCAGAGCUGUCUGUUUCAGACAGAGUUUUCCCAGGGUGCUCUGUUAAGUGGUUCCCAUGGACUAUUUGAAGAUCAAAGGUUUGGGUCCUCUUUAUUUAAGAUGUCCUCAGAGAUACAGAGCCUUCACAGCCACCUGCAGUCUCCGUGGUCUACUUCCUUUGUCCCCGAAAAGAGGAGUAAGAAUGUGAAUCAGUCAACAAAAAGGAAGAUACAGAGCGGCCUCUCCAACGCCAGCCCGUCCAAAGCAACUAAAAGCUGACUCACCAGAGACACCCCCUGGCUUUGUCCUGAAAGGGGUGUGGACGCUUUUAUUGCUGCUGCUGUCACUUCGUGAAGGUUCUAUACGAUCCCGAACUGGUAAUCUUCAGUAAAGUGUCAAGUCAGAGAGGUGGGUGCCCUGUGCCCAGGGCACUUCAUCUUGAAGGGACUUUUGCUUUCAUUGGCCUUUCUUACCAGAGAGGUUAGGGGGAGGGGUUCAUCUGUCUCUGUAUUGGUUAUUACUUUGUUUUAAAUGAAUGUUAUGUGUAUCUGGAUUGACUUUAUGUUGUUUUCAUAUAUCUUAUAUAACUGUUAGAUAUGGUGGCCUGUUAACUCUCUUCAGAACUUAUUUCUUAAAGCGCUUUCUGUAAAGCUAUUCCUAGAGUGGAAAUGAUUUUUGUAUGUCCUUUUUUAUUUAUGUUUCUUGAUGGCCUAAUUUUUAUGCAAGGCCAUGCAGGAGAAAUGGCACUCUGACCUGGGAGUUUUCAUUGACAUUUUCUUAGGUUUUACAUAGUUGUUCAUUGGGUUCUGUCGUGUGUGUGUGUGUGUGUGUGUGUGUGUGUGAGAGAGAGAGAGAGAGAGAGAGAGAGAGAGAGAGAGAGAGAGAGAGAGAGAGAAAAUGAAUGCUCUGCUAGUAUGAAAGAACUUAUUUUUUUGUAGUAGUUUAUAUCUGCCCAUCUGUGUGUGUGUGCAUGUGUGCUUGAAGUUGGAAAUUGUUAUGUAUUGGAAGACAAGCAUGGGCAGUUGGGUUGGGAGGAACUUGAGCAUCCCAGCUUUGUUUUCCAGAUGUGUAGGUAGAGAAGCAGUCUGUUAGGUGUUUAUCCAUUGUGUCACAGGAAGCCUUUUAUGGGAUAAAGUUCUUGUUUGCAUGUUACUGCUCACUGUGGGCACUGUAAGCAUGGGAGCCCUUUUGCUUGCUCCAUUCUCCAUCUGGAGGAGAAAGAAGUUCCUACUGGCUAGUAGAAUAUCAAUUAUGUAGGGGUUUUUUUGUUUGUUUGUUUGUUUGUUUUUGUUUUUUUUUUUGUGAAAAGUAACAAGUGGGAAUGGGGAUAUGUAAGAGCUAAGCACAACUUUUAGUUUAGCCUUUAAAAAGUACAUUGUUUUAAACAUAUCUGUUACACCCAUAUAGGCUGUAAAAAUAAGUCUGUGUGCUAAUAACUUAUCUAAUGUGCACUGAACAUUUUACUUGUAUUGUCUUACCUUAACACUGCAUGAUUUUUUUAUGUGAAUUGAAUAAAGGAUGCCAUAUGCAUUA
Phodopus roborovskii (desert hamster) is the source of this 3499-nucleotide messenger RNA. It is a transcript of the gene Obi1, whose product is annotated as ORC ubiquitin ligase 1. Lineage: Eukaryota; Metazoa; Chordata; Mammalia; Rodentia; Cricetidae. The transcript has 6 exons. Gene Ontology annotation, molecular function: ubiquitin-protein transferase activity. Bases 89 to 2245 code for a protein of 718 amino acids. Gene Ontology annotation, biological process: regulation of DNA replication; protein monoubiquitination. The record is from RefSeq and is a predicted model, not a curated record.